Messenger RNA from Danio rerio (zebrafish), 1044 nucleotides. The record is from RefSeq and is a predicted model, not a curated record. Lineage: Eukaryota; Metazoa; Chordata; Actinopteri; Cypriniformes; Danionidae.
GAAGAGAAUGAGGAGAGUAAAGAGGAGGAACAUCAUGUCAAAAUUGAGGAAAAAACGCAUUUACAGACUGAUGGUAUUUUGAAAAGAAGAGACAAGAAACGUUUCUCAUGCACUCAGUGUGGAAAGAGUUUUAUCCAAUCAUCAUCCCUUAAUAAACACAUGAGGAUCCACAGUGGAGAGAAACCUUUCACAUGCACUCAGUGUGGGAAGAGUUUCAUCCACUCAUCCCACCUUAAUCAACACAUGAUGAUUCACACUGGAGAGAAACCAUUCAUAUGCCCUCAGUGUGGGAAGAGUUUUAUCCAAUCAUCAUCCCUUAAUAAACACAUGAGGAUCCACAGUGGAGAGAAACCUUUCACAUGCACUCAGUGUGGGAAGAGUUUCAUCCACUCAUCCCACCUUAAUCAACACAUGAUGAUUCACACUGGAGAGAAACCAUUCAUAUGCCCUCAGUGUGGAAAGAGUUUCAUCCAAAUAUCAAACCUUAAUAACCACAUGAAGAUUCACUCUGAAGAGAAACCAUUCACAUGCACUCAGUGUGGGAAGAGUUUCAACCAAUCAUCAUACCUUAAUAAACACAUGAGGAUCCACACUGGAGAGAAACCAUUCACAUGCACUCAGUGUGGGAACAGUUUCAGCGAAUCAUCAUCCCUUAAUAAACACAUGAGGAUCCACACUGGAGAGAAACCAUUCAUAUGCACUCAGUGUGGGAAGAGUUUUAGUGACUCAUCAUCGCUUUGUAGACACAUGAAGAUCCACACUGGAGAGAAACCACUCAGAUGCACUCAGUGUGGAAAGAGUUUCAACCAAUCAUCAUACCUUAAUAAACACAUGAAGAUCCACACUGGAGAGAAACCAUUCACAUGCACUCGGUGUGGGAAGAGUUUCAUCCAAAUAUCAAACCUUAAUAACCACAUGAGGAUCCACACUGGAGAGAAACCAUUCACAUGCACUCGGUGUGGGAAGAGUUUCAGCCAAUCAUCACACCUUAAUAAACACAUGAAGAUCCACACUGGUGCAAUAGUAAAUGUGCUUGGAGUGUGA